Molecule: messenger RNA, 941 nt
Organism: Ananas comosus (pineapple)
Lineage: Eukaryota; Viridiplantae; Streptophyta; Magnoliopsida; Poales; Bromeliaceae
Product: ubiquitin-conjugating enzyme E2 variant 1C
Exons: 4
Coding region: 120-563 (147 amino acids)
Biological process (GO): DNA damage tolerance; protein K63-linked ubiquitination
Cellular component (GO): nucleus
Source: RefSeq, a predicted model, not a curated record
GCGGUAGGACAGAGGCAUCCAUCCUCUUUACAAAACAUUGACAUUUAUAGAUUCGACCGGCCGUAGAACCCCAAUAAUCUUGUCCCCCGACGACGCCAGCGAGAACGAGAUCGCCGCCGAUGACGCUCGGGAGCUCGGCCGGAUCGAGCGUCGUCGUUCCGAGGAACUUCAGGCUACUGGAGGAACUUGAGCGAGGAGAAAAGGGCAUCGGAGACGGGACAGUUAGCUAUGGAAUGGAUGAUAGUGAUGAUAUAUACAUGCGCUCGUGGACCGGCACAAUAAUUGGGCCCCACAAUUCUGUACAUGAGGGCCGCAUUUAUCAGCUCAAGCUGUUCUGUGACAAGGACUAUCCCGAUAAACCACCGAGUGUUCGAUUCCACUCACGCGUCAACAUGACUUGUGUUCACCACGAGACGGGAGUGGUUGACCCGAAGAAAUUCGGCUUACUGGCGAAUUGGCAACGCGAGCACACAAUGGAGGACAUACUAACGCAGCUUAAGAAAGAAAUGGCCGCGCCGCAUAACCGAAAGUUAGUUCAGCCUCCGGAGGGGACAUUCUUCUAAAAUCACUGGUUCUCGUUCUCUCCCUCGCUCUCGCUAUCUUUUUAUGGAAGGCAUUCUCAUGCAUGGGUUUAAGAACUCGGAAGUCGUCUCUUUACUAUAUAUGCUUGGGGUCGAAUGUUUGCUAUGAUAUAUAUUGGCUGUUGAAAGUAACUGAUCUAUAAAUGCGUAGAUUAUAUAGAUAUAUAAGCUCCCUAUUUUCUCCUUUCAGUUUGUUAUAAGGAGGAUGAUAAAAUCUUUGGGAACUCAAAAUUGCAAUGGUAUCUGAUAAGUUUGCUCCAUUGUUGAAUGGCUUGAUGUAUCUUGAUCUCUAUAUGUGUGCGCGCGCGCGCGCCACCGUGUUCUUUGUAUGAGAAUGUUAUUGUGAGAAAUAUCUUGAUC